This is a messenger RNA of Symbiodinium sp. CCMP2456, 4518 nucleotides long. The record is from the annotation of a GenBank genome assembly. Lineage: Eukaryota; Dinophyceae; Suessiales; Symbiodiniaceae.
AUGCGAUGCCUCAGCGAGCACUGCGAGGUGCGACCGGCAGACCAGCUCCAGACAGGCGCUGCGCUGUGGACACCUUUGCCGUUGCACCACAAAGUGAGCACCUUCUUCAACUCGGAAACCGUUCUGCAGGCUGCCGUGCCGCAGCGGCGCACGCUGCGCACAGAAGGGUUUAGCGGAUGGUUCCCGAAUCCGGAUGAAAAGCGCGUGGAGCCACCAGAGGGCCAGGAGGCAAUGGCCAUCCAAGAGGCAGAGAAGGAGGAGGAGCACGAGGAAGAUCCUAUGUCAAAGGCUUUAGACAGAGCUGGAGACGCCGUGGCCGGGGAUGCUGAGAAGACACUGGAGAAGAUGAAGGAUGAUGUGGCCAAUUCGCUCGAGGCGUCCAAAGAUGAUGGUGGUGGCAAUGCUGCCGUGGAAGCUGCAAAGGAGGAGGAAGACACGGGAGAUCCCCCAGACGUUGACGACGAGUUGCCUGGGCCUUUUUACACACGAGCCUGGUUUUUGGGCUUGGUGCUCGCGGCCUUCGUGGGGGUGACCUCCUACACUGUCUUACAGGUCAGGGCUGCCUCGGACUCGAAAGGCUCGGACGAGGACGAACUUGAGCGAACGUACGCACACGACCCCAGGGCACCAGUUCCUGCGGAUGGCAAGGGCGGAAAGAGCAAAGGGAAGGGGAAGGGUUCGAGUGAUUUCGAAUUCCAGACUAGCACCGUCAAUGCUGCGCAGAAGGUGCAGCGAGAGGUUUCGGUGGUAUACUUUGGGUCGUCGUGUAUGCAUCCCUCCUGUCGCUUAGACCUCCGCUUGGAUAAAGCCGAUAGGUUGGGUGACAGCCGGCCUCCUGCCCUGAUUCCAGAGGAGAAGGGCCGACCGCUGAUGGAGCCACCAAGUGAAGAAGCUGAGUACGAGGCGACUUCAGAAGAAAAGCAAGAGGAAGCAGAAAGGUCUGAGACGACGGUGGCGCCCGAAGCAUCACCCGAGGUGCAGGCUGAAGCCAGUGACGCUUCGCCAGAAGCCAAGGGGGACCCUGAGGACAAGGAGUCCAGGGAGCUGGACCAGACGGAGCAUGAGAGCAGCACAAAGCAUGCUGAAGAGAAGGACUCCUUUGUGGAGGUGGAGGUGACAGAGAAUCCGGUAAAGGAAGAGCUUCACAAGGAGCCCGAGAUUCUCGAAGCGACGAGACCUGCCCAGAACGGCAGGGCACGAAGGCGGCAAGAGCGGCCUGCCCGCACGGCCCGCACUGCGCGUGCGGAGACCGACACGUGGCGGCCAGUCCGCAGAGGCAAAGCCGGACCGAGACACAGCGAGCCCAUCCAGGAGGAGCCGGCUCAGGAGCCAUGGACCACUUCGUCCACUUCUCCGUUUGAAACGGGCCUUUCGCAAGAGCGAGCGCCACAGAGUUGGAAGCUCCGCGGCAAAAUGAGCAUGAGGGCCUACAGGGCAUACAGCCUGGAAGUGGAGGCUCUUUCCCAGCUCCUGGGAGACUUACCGAGUCGAAAGCGAUCGGACAGUGCCAUCUUCACCCCGACAAAUGCUACCUGUAGCAUUCCGAAGGCUCUGGAGCAGGCAACUGGACAGCCAGGGCAAGGGUCAGCGAGCGAGAAGAGAGCGGCACAGGAAAGUCUUGAGCUUUCCUACCUUGCGAUGCAUAGCGCGCAGAUGCCAGCAGGCAAGGCUAUGCGAAUUUUCGCCGUGCACGGCAGUGCCUCCGCAGUUCGAACUCUGCAGGCGAGGGCGUUGACCAGGUGCAGCCGGGACUGCUUCCCGUCACGAGGAGGACUCAGGCACCUUCGAAGCGCGAGGUCCGGAAGGUCUGGGACUGCCGACCCUGCGGAGGCCGUGAAGAACUCUGGCCGCUCUGGCCUUGGACGCUUGUCCGCCCCUCGCUCCGAUGGACUUGGCGCAGAGCAGCCCUCAGCGCCCCACCUGCCCGAAGAACGGGCGGCCGAAGAUGCGGACUUUGUGGAUGAGGGGCCUGGCGAGGCCCUCGCCGUGGAUGCACUGGCGCCAGCAGCAGCCAUGCUCCACAAGAAUGCUCUAGUGGAAGGCUUUGACGAGCCUCUGCCACUGGAGGCACUGGACCCGCAGGACUCGCUUGACAAGCUUCCACACGUUGCUGGGGGCCACAGCCGACCCCUGAAGCCGCCUUACGAGCACAUCCGUCGCGCUCCGCCAGGGCUCCUGCAACGGCUGGCCGAGGUGGAGAAGUUGGAGGGCAAGUCCAAGGGCUCCAAGCGGAGCAAGCGACGAGGGCAGUUCGAGUUCGACGACGAUGUGCCCGUCCGAGUUCGGGUGCUGGAUGUGGAUGCAUUGGCUUUGGAAGAGCUACACAAAGCCUUCAUGUACACGCUGGUGCGGCGGCGACCUGCAGAAGUUUGUGUGCGAGUGGCCUCGCGGCUUGCUGUCUUCCGGGAUAAGCCGGGCCAGCAAUCCUAUCAGAACCUCCUCCAGGACUGUGGGAGGCUUUUCGGCUCUCUCCAUGGGCCGGAGCUUCUGGCUCUCUUCGCCCGAUGCUUUUCCACCAUCUCCGUGCCAUUCAUGCUCGACUACACAAGGAAGUAUGGGCACUUCUCCCGCGGGUUCCUUGCGGAGCAGGUUGAGAAGAGUCUCCGGCCUGGUUUCUUCGAUUUCUUGCGGUACGAGGAGAAUGGUGGCGUCCGGCCGCUGCCACUGAUCGUAGCAAAGCCAUGGAGCCUCGGGUCCUACACACGGCUGAUGACCAAGAGCUACCUCAAGAGCCGCAUGCACGAGCAGCUGAAGCUUCACGGCCAUGUCCCGAAUGUCGAGCAAGACACCGACCCAGAUAUGCCUCCAGAGGCAAGGGUCAUCGAGCAUCUCGGCCGUGCAGGAUCCUUGCGGGUCGAGGCACCCAAAGGGCCGUCACCAGAGGUCCAACGGCCUGCGUUGCUGGAGGCCAUUGUCCAGCCAAGGAUGAGCCAUUCCGAGGCGAAGCGCUGGGUCAUCGUCCAGCCCCAGUGGGGCCUUAGCAACCGCCUACGGGCUGUGGCCUCCGGGCGCAUGCUCGCCGAACAUCUCUCUCGAAGUUUCCUUGUGGACUGGCAGCCGCUGCCCGGCUGCAACUGUGCAUGGGAUCGUCUCUUCUCCUCGGAGACAAAGACUCUAAGCGAAGAGCUUGAGGAGGAUCCAGAUCCUUCUGUGCUGGCUGCUGCCGAACUGCUGCAGGCGUGGGACGAGGUCGUAGCCCUGGCCCGUUGCAAACCUGACAGCCAAGAACUCAGGGGAGCGAUCCGGAGCUUUGAGGCCUUCCACAAAGAAUGCUACCGAGCAGGGCUAGCCUACCUCCUUGAUGCUGCUUCCGAGAAAUGGAGGUCGUGCAGGCCGUUUCACGGGCGCGACAAUCUGCCGAGCUUCCUCCAAGUAGAUUGCCUUUGCGUCAGAGCCUUCAACCCGUUCUACCCACCCAGGGAGGAGGAUCGACAACAGCUCGCUGCAGAGCGGGCAGCCCACCUGAAUCGCCUGGUGGCCGCUGCCCCUGUGCGCCAAAGGCUCUGGCAGCUGCCCGAAGGCACGAUCUCGGUUCACAUCCGCCGCACCGACCAUGCUAAGGCCAUUGCGAGAUCGCCCGAGGACCUGUUCGUACAAGCCAUGGACUCUUAUGGAACAGAAGCCAAGUUCUUCUUAGCGACGGACGACGCCGAAGUCGAGUCGCGGUUGCGACGGCGUUAUGGUCAGCGUCUCCUGACACAACCCAAGCGCACGCUCAGCCGCAAUGAUCCGGAUGGUAUUGAAGAUGCCCUGUUGGACCUGCUCAUGCUGUCGCAGGGGAGUGAGGUCUUGGGCUCCUACAAAUCCUCCUUCUCUGCAAUGGCCUCGCACUUCCGGUGCAUUCCGCUUCAUGUUGUGGAUGUACGUCCCGAAGCUGCUCCCGACUCGGCCGCCAGGGUCGGCUUCCGGGAGGUGUCGGUGGUUGCAGCCGACCCGGAGGAUGACUGUCCGGGUGAUCGGCGCGUCGGAAAAGCGGAACACUCUGGCGUUGGUUGGGAUGCCUCUCAGACUGACGGGUCGGCGACCAAGGAGAAGCCACGUCCGUUCAUGAGAGGAGCUCGACGUGCCAUGGCAGAAGCCGAGUUGCACGAUUCAGAUGGCGAAGGGUAUUCAGAUUUCUACGAUUCCGAUGACGAGGAGGCGGUCAGCGACGACGAGGGUGGUAUAUCUGGAGGAAAGAAGUUUGGAUUACAAUUCGAGCGAGUGGUGCCCGACUCUGCCUAUUCUGCCAUUGCAGAGGACGAUGCUCUGGUUGAUGCUGAAAAGUUGCCGAAGGAUUCUGCCACUGCGUCAACAGAGUUGGAAGAGGCAUUUGCUGAUCGCUGGUGGUCGCAAUUUCGACGCCAUUUUUUCAGACACAACUAUGGGGCGUAUCGUUUGUUGGAUGGCCGGUGGCAGCGGGUGCCGGAUCCCAAAGGCCCCAGGUACAAGCCACGGCAGAGGAAAAGGCCACGCGGCCAAAAGAGAGAAGAAGCACAAAGGCGAGAAAUGCGAGCAGCAAAGCCUGCUGGAGUUUGA